AGAAGCGCUCAGAGCGCUCCACGGUGUAGAUCAGGAAAAGGGAGGGGAACAGUCGGUAGCCAUCUUACUUAGUACCAAAACAUAAAUUAAAAGGCUAUAGAGGCAACCGACAGCAGAGUUCCGUGGGAUAUUGCCUUCGGAGACUUUCCGGUCACCGUUGGCGGCCUGACCAGAAUCGUGGGGGCAAUUUGAAGGCUGUUCCUGCUCACAAAGCGGCGUGCCGAGGAAGGACGCGUCUCUUUGAAUAGACAGGAUGCACGGACCGCCCUCCGGCGACAGCGCAUGCCCAUUGCGCACGAUCAAGAGAGUUCAAUUCGGCAUCAUCAGCCCAGAUGAACUUAAACGGAUGUCCGUUACAGAAGGGGGAAUCAAAUACCCCGAAACAACAGAAGGAGGACGUCCUAAACUGGGCGGCCUUAUGGACCCAAGACAAGGGGUCAUAGAGCGAAGUGGAAGAUGUCAGACAUGUGCAGGCAACAUGACAGAAUGUCCGGGCCACUUUGGACACAUAGAACUGGCAAAGCCAGUUUUCCAUGUUGGCUUUGUAUCAAAGAUAAUGAAGGUCCUUCGAUGUGUCUGCUUCUUUUGCUCUAAGCUAUUAGUGGAUUCUAACAACCCAAAGAUCAAAGACAUCCUGAUAAAAUCUAAAGGGCAACCAAGGAAACGUUUGACACAUGUGUACGAGUUGUGCAAAGGAAAAAAUAUCUGUGAAGGAGGAGAGGAGAUGGACAACAAAUUUGGAAUGGAGCAGCAGGAGACUGAGGAGGACAUUACCAAGGAAAAGGGCCACGGUGGCUGUGGGCGCUACCAACCGCGCAUAAGACGCUCUGGCUUGGAGCUGUUUGCUGAGUGGAAGCACGUUAAUGAGGAUUCACAGGAAAAGAAAAUCCUCCUGAGUCCUGAGCGUGUGCACGAGAUCUUCAAGCGCAUCUCCGAUGAAGAGGACGUCAUUUUGGGGAUGGACCCAAAGUUUUCCAGACCAGAGUGGAUGAUUGUGACAGUGUUGCCUGUUCCUCCGCUGGCCGUCAGGCCCGCUGUAGUCAUGCAGGGCUCUGCUCGCAACCAGGACGAUUUGACCCACAAACUUGCUGACAUCGUCAAAAUCAACAACCAGCUGAGAAGAAAUGAGCAGAGCGGUGCUGCAGCUCACGUCAUAGCUGAAGACGUCAAACUGCUUCAGUUCCACGUGGCCACCAUGGUGGACAAUGAGCUGCCUGGCCUUCCUAGGGCGAUGCAAAAGUCCGGCCGUCCACUUAAAUCGGUCAAACAGCGUCUAAAAGGGAAAGAGGGGCGAGUCCGAGGUAACCUGAUGGGAAAGCGUGUGGACUUCUCUGCUCGAACCGUCAUCACCCCAGACCCCAACCUGCAAAUCGACCAAGUUGGCGUGCCGCGAUCGAUCGCAGCCAACAUGACCUUCCCGGAAAUAGUCACACCCUUUAACAUCGACAGACUACAAGAGCUCGUGAGAAGAGGCAACAGCCAGUACCCAGGAGCCAAAUAUAUCAUCCGAGACAAUGGCGACAGAAUUGACCUGCGAUUCCACCCAAAACCAAGCGACCUUCACCUGCAGAUUGGCUACAAGGUGGAAAGACACAUGUGUGAUGGAGACAUCGUCAUCUUCAACAGACAACCUACACUACAUAAAAUGUCCAUGAUGGGGCACAGAGUCCGGAUUCUGCCGUGGUCCACUUUUCGUCUCAACCUCAGUGUAACCACCCCCUACAACGCUGACUUUGACGGGGAUGAGAUGAAUCUCCACCUGCCUCAGUCGCUGGAGACGAGGGCAGAGAUCCAGGAGCUGGCCAUGGUUCCCCGUAUGAUCGUCACACCCCAGUCCAAUAGACCCGUUAUGGGUAUUGUGCAGGACACACUCACAGCUGUCCGCAAAUUCACCAAACGAGAUGUCUUCUUAGAGAGGGGUGAAGUGAUGAACCUCCUCAUGUUCCUCUCCACAUGGGACGGGAAAGUGCCUCAGCCGGCCAUCCUAAAGCCACGUCCUCUGUGGACAGGGAAGCAGAUCUUCAGCUUAAUCAUUCCUGGACAUAUUAACGUGAUCCGCACACACAGCACCCACCCUGAUGAUGAAGACAGCGGCCCCUACAAACACAUCUCCCCCGGGGACACCAAGGUCAUCGUGGAGAACGGCGAGUUGAUCAUGGGAAUCCUGUGCAAGAAGUCUCUGGGAACGUCAGCCGGCUCCCUCGUCCACAUCUCCUACCUUGAGAUGGGCCACGACAUCACCAGACUUUUUUACUCCAACAUUCAGACGGUGGUCAACAACUGGCUGCUCAUCGAGGGUCAUUCCAUUGGUAUCGGUGACUCCAUUGCUGACGCCAAGACCUACCUUGACAUUCAGAACACAAUCAAGAAAGCCAAACAGGAUGUGAUAGAAGUCAUCGAGAAAGCCCACAACAACGAGCUGGAGCCGACCCCAGGUAACACCCUGAGGCAGACCUUUGAGAACCAGGUGAAUCGUAUCCUCAACGACGCUCGAGACAAAACAGGAUCCUCAGCCCAGAAGUCGCUGUCUGAGUACAACAACUUCAAGUCCAUGGUGGUGGCUGGUUCCAAGGGUUCAAAGAUUAACAUCUCACAGGUCAUUGCCGUGGUGGGGCAGCAGAACGUUGAGGGUAAACGUAUCCCCUUCGGCUUCAAACACCGCACGCUGCCUCACUUCAUUAAAGACGACUACGGCCCUGAGAGCAGAGGCUUUGUGGAGAACUCCUACCUGGCCGGUUUGACGCCGACAGAGUUCUUCUUCCACGCUAUGGGAGGCAGAGAGGGUCUCAUCGAUACAGCUGUCAAGACUGCUGAGACUGGUUACAUCCAGCGUCGUCUGAUCAAAUCCAUGGAGUCUGUGAUGGUGAAGUACGACGGGACGGUGCGUAACUCCAUCAACCAGGUGGUUCAGCUGCGUUAUGGAGAGGACGGCCUCGCAGGAGAGAACGUGGAGUUUCAGAACGUGGCUACACUCAAACCCUCACACAAGGCCUUUGAAAAGAAGUUCAAGUUCGACUGCACCAACGAGCGUGCACUGAGGCGGAUGCUGCAGGAAGAUGUCGUGAAAGACGUCCUGACAAACGCCCAUGUGCAGAGUGCUUUGGAGAGGGAGUUUGAGAAGAUGAAGGAGGACAGGGAUGUCCUCAGAGCCAUCUUCCCCACUGGGGACAGCAAGGUGGUUCUGCCAUGCAACCUGGCCAGAAUGAUUUGGAACGCCCAGAAGAUCUUCCGCAUCAACAUUCGAACUCCAACAGACCUCAAUCCUCUGAGAGUGGUCGAAGGUCUUCAGGACCUGAGUAAGAAGCUGGUGAUUGUGAAUGGUGAAGACCCACUCAGCAAACAGGCCCAGCAAAACGCCACUCUGCUCUUUAACAUCCACCUGCGCUCCACGCUUUGCUCCAAACGCAUGACGGAGGAGUUCCGCCUUUCCACCGAGGCUUACGACUGGCUGCUUGGAGAGAUCGAGACCAAAUUCAACCAGUCCAUUGCCCAUCCAGGGGAGAUGGUCGGUGCUCUGGCCGCUCAGUCGCUGGGAGAACCAGCCACCCAGAUGACCCUGAACACUUUCCAUUACGCUGGUGUGUCCGCCAAGAACGUAACACUCGGUGUGCCUCGUCUGAAGGAGUUGAUCAACAUCUCCAAGAGGCCCAAAACGCCCUCUCUGACCGUGUUCCUGCUGGGUCAGGCUGCACGUGACGCAGAGAGGGCCAAGGACAUCCUCUGUCGACUGGAGCACACUACACUAAGAAAGGUUACAGCCAACACCGCCAUCUACUACGACCCAAAUCCUCAGAACACAGUGGUGGCUGAGGAUCAGGAGUGGGUGAAUGUCUACUAUGAGAUGCCCGACUUCGAUGUCACUCGAAUUUCACCGUGGCUGCUGCGCAUCGAGCUCGACCGCAAACAUAUGACGGACCGCAAGCUGACCAUGGAGCAGAUUGCGGAGAAGAUCAAUGCAGGAUUCGGAGACGACCUGAAUUGUAUUUUCAAUGACGACAAUGCCGAGAAACUCGUCCUGCGAAUCAGAAUCAUGAACAGCGACGAGAACAAGUUCCAAGAGGAUGAGGAGGUGGUGGAUAAAAUGGACGACGAUGUGUUCUUGAGGUGCAUAGAGUCCAACAUGCUCACAGACAUGACGCUGCAAGGCAUAGAGCAGAUCAGCAAGGUGUACAUGCACUUGCCCCAGACUGACAACAAGAAGAAGAUCAUCAUCACAGAGGACGGUGAGUUCAAGGCCCUGCAGGAGUGGAUCCUGGAGACAGACGGCGUGAGCCUCAUGAGGGUCCUCAGUGAGAAAGACGUGGACCCCGUCAGGACCACCUCCAAUGACAUCGUGGAGAUCUUCACGGUGCUGGGUAUUGAAGCAGUGCGAAAGGCGCUUGAGAGGGAGUUGUACCACGUCAUUUCCUUUGACGGCUCCUACGUCAACUACCGUCACUUGGCUCUGCUUUGUGACACCAUGACAUGUCGCGGUCACCUGAUGGCCAUCACGCGUCACGGCAUAAACCGUCAAGACACAGGACCGCUCAUGAAGUGUUCCUUUGAGGAGACGGUUGAUGUGUUGAUGGAGGCGUCAUCCCAUGCUGAGAGUGACCCCAUGAAGGGUGUAUCGGAGAACAUUAUGCUCGGCCAGCUCGCCCCCGCUGGUACAGGCUGCUUUGACCUGCUGUUGGAUGCUGAGAAGUGUAAAUAUGGCAUGGAGAUUCCUACGAACAUACCUGGCAUCAGCGUGGCAGGACCCACUGGUAUGUUCUUUGGCACGGUGCCAAGUCCCAUGAGUGGUAUGUCUCCUGCCAUGACCCCCUGGAACACCGGAGCGACACCAGCUUACGGUGCCUGGUCCCCCAGUGUUGGGAGCGGAAUGACUCCUGGAGCGGCAGGUUUCUCUCCCAGUGCAGCAUCAGAUGCAAGCGGUUUCUCGCCGGGCUACUCCCCAGCCUGGUCCCCAACUCCAGGGUCUCCAGGAUCUCCAGGCCCUGCAAGCCCAUACAUCCCAUCUCCAGGUGGAGCAAUGUCACCAAACUACUCCCCCACCUCCCCCGCCUACGAGCCACGUUCCCCUGGAGGCUACACCCCACAGAGCCCCGGCUACUCCCCAACGUCUCCCUCCUACUCCCCCACUUCUCCUUCUUACUCCCCCACCAGCCCCAACUACAGCCCGACAUCUCCCUCCUACUCACCCACCUCCCCGAGUUACUCCCCGACCUCCCCGUCCUAUUCGCCAACUUCUCCAUCUUAUUCCCCAACGUCUCCCUCUUACUCCCCCACCUCCCCAUCCUACUCACCCACAUCCCCAUCCUACUCUCCAACCUCGCCGAGCUACAGCCCAACAUCGCCAAGCUACAGCCCGACGUCACCCAGCUACUCCCCCACCUCGCCGUCUUAUUCACCCACAUCCCCCUCCUAUUCUCCAACAUCUCCCUCUUACUCCCCCACCUCCCCAUCCUACUCCCCCACUUCUCCCUCCUACUCGCCGACCAGCCCGAGCUACAGCCCCACAUCACCAAACUACACGCCCACUUCCCCAAGUUACUCCCCGACCUCUCCCUCCUAUUCUCCAACAUCGCCCUCCUACUCGCCAACCUCCCCCAACUACACCCCAACCAGCCCCAACUACUCCCCCACUUCCCCCUCUUACUCCCCCACCUCUCCUUCCUACUCGCCCUCCAGUCCACGUUACACCCCGCAGUCGCCCACCUACACCCCAAGCUCCCCUUCAUACAGCCCCAGCUCCCCCUCUUACUCCCCCACCUCCCCCAAAUACACCCCGACUUCACCCUCAUACAGUCCCAGCUCCCCGGAGUACACUCCCACCUCCCCCAAAUACUCCCCCACCUCGCCAAAGUACUCCCCAACGUCCCCGAAGUACUCACCUACUUCUCCCACCUACUCCCCAACAACUCCAAAAUACAGCCCCACUUCUCCCACCUACUCCCCAACCUCCCCCACCUACACCCCCACAAGCCCCAAAUACUCCCCUACUUCUCCUACUUACUCCCCAACUUCCCCCAAGUACUCACCUACAUCUCCUACUUACUCGCCAACUAGUCCUAAAGGCUCCACGUACAGCCCAACUUCACCGGGAUACAGCCCCACCUCCCCCACCUACAGCCCUGCCAUCAGCCCCGACGACAGCGACGAGGAGAACUAAAGAGCAGCGGAGGAGAAGGGGAGGCGGCUGAAGAAACCUUGUCACCUCACCUGAAGGACAGCACCUUUUAGCCAGCUGGAGGUGGCUGUGCUUCUAGCCACAGAGGUCCCAUUUGUGAUUCUUUUCUUUCUUUUUUGGGACCUCUGUUUUGCUCCAAUCCGUCACCAACCCGAGCCCUCCAUCCCCUUUACAACAAGACCUUGUUGAAGCGAUGAUGUGAAAGAACUUGAACUGCUUUGCCUGAAGGAGAAAAAAAAAAAAAAAAAAAGGCUGCCUUUUGAAAUAGUUUUUUUUAAUUUUCACAUGGGGUGUCGGAGCAAAAACUGCAUAUCCCACCAGGGGAAUUAAAAAGAGAGGAAGAUGUGGUGAACACAUGACAGGGGAAGAAAAUGUCCCUUUUUAACUUUAUAGUGUACUGCAUCCAGUCUCUCUCUCAUUCUUUAAACGUUGGGUGUAUAGUCGUGGAAAGCGUACAUAUUGCCAAAAGCCUUUGGAGAAGUGGAUUGUAUUCAUCACUAACGUCUAAAGAAAAUCAAGGAGUUAUGGUUUAGACUUUGUUUACUGCAUAUUUCACCAAGGUGUAUCUUGUUAGACCUUCUGCUGCUUAUGUACAAACUACAGUUGCCGCCAGUUUGAGGGCAUUUAGUGGAUCAAAGAUGGAGAAAGAGGAGUGUUGGAUUAACGGCAGAUAAACCUACAUGAUAGGAGCGAGGUACUGGCUUGCAUGAAGGAGAUGUCCCUCUACAACAUGAUUGAAUUCAUAGGUUUAUGUACCCAUCGCCCUCUUCUUCCUUCACACCCCAAAGACAAACAAACCUGAAAGAUGUCAUGAAAACACCCACCAGCAUCCUCUUGUCCUCUGACCAUUUUUGGAUACUUGUGCAUCUAAAGGAACAAAAAAAAAAACAACACUUUUCCAGAUAAAAUUAUUUCCAUUACUCUGGGAAUUAAAAGAUUUAUAUGAAAAAGAAGUAAUAAUCAGAAUGAUUAUUGUCUUUAAUUUUGAUUCUAGGAGGAAAUGGCGCAGAUAUUGACGAGGGAUACUAGUUUGACGUCGCUGCUUUUGUCAUAGUUUGCAUGAGUGGCACAUCUUAACACAUUUAAUCAAGCUUUAGGUUGACAUUAUUUUCAAAUCCCUCCCAUUUGUUGCUGAUCUUUGUUCCAUUUCUGAUAGCUGACGUGUACACAAAUUAAUUUGGACUACACCAUUUAUUUAAGAAAGAACGUUAACUGCUAUUCUGUGCGAAUAUGAAUAGAGGAAAAUUAAGAAUGUUAUUAUUAUUAUUUUUUUUGUUGCUUUUCUCUAGUUUGCUUCUGGUGACUUUGUGAAGCUGUUUGCAGGAGGCUCAUGUUCAUAAACUGUGGAUGAAGGGGCAGAGGAUCCCCCCCCCCCCCCAGAGUUAUUUCAAAGCCGGUGACUGCUCUCUUACAGUUGCAGUAAACACAUUAUUGCACGCUGUCACCACAAUGUGACGUUGCAUUAGUUGAAGUUAGAAGGACAAAACAUGCAGUCCUUAGUUCAAUCCAGUAAGUUUGUUAUGACACAAUACAUCUUUUUCCCCAGUCCGCCUUUUCCUUCACUGCAGCUUGGAACAUUUUCUUUGAAGUAGAGAUUGUCUAGAGAAACAGCACGUUUGGGCCUCUCUACUAAAAAAAAAAAAAACCUUACCCACUACAUUAGUGUGACCUUUUUUCAAAUAUGGGUGCUUUUUUUUUUCUUUUUUUCAAACAUGACUCAACCUAGUUUGACUCUGUAAGAAAUCCAUCGGUACAGCUGACGCCAACAACAACAAAAAAGUUUUCUUUCCCUUCGCGUUCCUGAUCUCUCAACAUUGUGUCUGAAUUUGAAGCUGGGUCCCCUCCCUCUUCAUCCAUGAGUGAUCCUCAUUUCAAAUCAGUGUUUGUUUUCUUUUUCUACCAGUGUAUGUAUCUUUGAUGUUGGGGAAUCAUGGGGAGGGGGGGCGGGGUGUAUUUGAUCAGGCUGGGAGUCCUGAAGAGAUAAAAAAAAUAUGUGUUCAAAUGACUUAUUCUGAAACAUUGCCUCCAACAUGGUCUUGAGUUGAAAGGACUGCAUCUUCUGGCCUUUGAGAUAAAGCAGGUUUUGAUAAUUGCACUUAGUAAAUAUUGUGGUGGACGUAGGCCCCAGACAUUGUGAUAUUUUGUCCACUCUGCUUGCAUCAAAUCCUGUUGUCUUAACUUAGUGCUGUCCAGUCAACUCAGAAAACACCAGGACUCCCGGGUGGUGUGAAUGUGUGCGAGUGUGCAGGAAAAUGUGCGUCUGAGGGCGAGACAGGGUUCCAAACUGAGGAAAGACUUCACAUGUCUGGGCAAAGGAAGGUACAACUUGAAAUUGCCACUGUAUAGAAAUCAAUCCAUUAUCUCAUUCUCUGUAUCUUUGUUCUGUUUGUUUUUUUGACUUGGGAAAAAAUGAAUAAAAGUUUUACUACA
This is a messenger RNA of Labrus mixtus (cuckoo wrasse), 8599 nucleotides long. It is a transcript of the gene polr2a, whose product is annotated as RNA polymerase II subunit A. The record is from RefSeq and is a predicted model, not a curated record. Gene Ontology annotation, cellular component: RNA polymerase II, core complex. Gene Ontology annotation, molecular function: DNA binding. The transcript is spliced from 29 exons. Gene Ontology annotation, biological process: transcription by RNA polymerase II. Bases 254 to 6151 code for a protein of 1965 amino acids. NCBI's taxonomy places the organism in Eukaryota, Metazoa, Chordata, Actinopteri, Labriformes, Labridae.